Messenger RNA from Glycine soja, 828 nucleotides. RefSeq names its product stress enhanced protein 1, chloroplastic-like. The record is from RefSeq and is a predicted model, not a curated record. The transcript is spliced from 4 exons. NCBI's taxonomy places the organism in Eukaryota, Viridiplantae, Streptophyta, Magnoliopsida, Fabales, Fabaceae. Bases 136 to 564 code for a protein of 142 amino acids. Gene Ontology annotation, biological process: cellular response to high light intensity.
UGUGAAUGAAGGGUUAUGGUGGAACAAGUUUGAGGCACUGACACCGCUUGAGCAAAAGCAGGAGAUAAACAUUAAACACUGCAAAAUUCGUAGGAACCGCACAAUUGAGAUAGUUGCAACCAGCAAGUCACCACCAUGGCACUUGUUGAAGCCUCUGCUUCUCUUUCAAUCUCUUCUGGUGUUGCUCGUCUUUUCACUCCACCAAAAUGCUCUCCCACCGCUCACUUUCCUCAUCGGAAUUUUGUUGCAACUCGACCAUCAUUCAUCGCUGGUUCCCCACUCUUGAUUCGGAGAAAUCAUGGAAGGAAAGCUGCAUGCAAAGCAAUGCCUGUUACAAUAAGAUGUGAGCAAAGUACCCAGGAAGGGAACAGUUUGGAUGUGUGGCUAGGUCGGCUAGCCAUGGUUGGCUUUGCAGUAGCAAUCACUGUUGAAAUUGCUACUGGGAAGGGACUCCUAGAGAACUUUGGACUCACAAGUCCACUGCCUACAGUUGCCCUUGCAGUAACAGCACUUGUGGGUGUCUUGACGGCAGUUUUUAUCUUCCAGUCAGCGUCAAAAAAUUGAUCACAUAUUCCAACUCCUUGUGUCUGUUGUAAAUUCUGAAGCUCAGAGAUUUCAUUUUCGGAGAUAAAAUUUUAUCAUUCUUUUCUGUAAUAUUUGUUUUGAUGAAAAGAAUUGGCAAUGAAGCCUGAAAAAUCAAAGUAACUUCGUGUUAAAUAUGGUAUGACCUCACCUUUCCAUGUUGCCUUCAUCCAUGUCAAACGCUACCUUUGUGAAUUAUGUUGUCCUCAUUGCAUUAGUUGUGAAUGAAAGAGGAUUUUCACUUAA